Molecule: messenger RNA, 748 nt
Organism: Schizosaccharomyces cryophilus OY26
Lineage: Eukaryota; Fungi; Ascomycota; Schizosaccharomycetes; Schizosaccharomycetales; Schizosaccharomycetaceae
Exons: 1
Coding region: 482-700 (72 amino acids)
Source: RefSeq, a predicted model, not a curated record
AAAAAAGGGAUUAUGGUAUUUUAAGGGAAACAUAAAAAAAAGUUUCAAGAGGAAGGAUCUUUUUUUUUUUUUAGUUUUGAGAAAAGGUUUGAAAGCCUACUGGUAAUCGUUGUAGGGGUUAUUUCAAUAUAAGUUUGAUUUUCUUGUUUUCUGUUUCUGUUAGAAGCUGCACGAUAAGUCGCUGUCCGACGAUUCUGCAGCGUUUACUGUUUGACUAGUGCACGUCUUAUUGGCAAAUCGCUAAAAUCCUCGUCGUCAAUGAUCGAAGAUGGUUUUUCUUUCGAUACGUCCCUUUUCCGUUGGUAAUAUUGACAAAACGAACCCUUCAACCCUGUUGACGACUUGCUAGAUAUCAUUUCGGAGUAUGAGUCCUCGUCAUUGAAAGAAAUGAAACGCUUUCGCUUGACUUGCAUUUGGACGGCCACAGAUGCUGUUCUCAUUGUAGCUUGAGGAUUCUCAUCACCACUUGGCGAAUCAAAAGAUGAUUGUUUCCUUCAAUUCUCUGUAUUAUCAUUAUGCUAUUGAGGAAGCUGGUUUUCUACCUGUUCCUUUAGCUAUACAAAAGGGCAUAUUUAAUCCCUCUCCUUCCUGUAAUAUUUCCUUCAGGAUGUACUAUUCUCCUUGGCAAAACAUUUUUUCUAGUGACUUUUUAAAAAGUUAUUAUAACAAGUUCAUCUGUUUCUUUGCCUUUUAUCCUUAGAUUUUGUGGUAUACGAUUUCGAACGCUGCCUAACAGCUUAAGAUCCAG